Anolis sagrei ordinatus is the source of this 6336-nucleotide messenger RNA. RefSeq names its product DENN domain containing 1A (gene DENND1A). Lineage: Eukaryota; Metazoa; Chordata; Lepidosauria; Squamata; Anolidae. Gene Ontology annotation, cellular component: cytosol; clathrin-coated vesicle. Gene Ontology annotation, biological process: endocytic recycling; endocytosis. The record is from RefSeq and is a predicted model, not a curated record. Gene Ontology annotation, molecular function: phosphatidylinositol phosphate binding; guanyl-nucleotide exchange factor activity.
CUGCCCGGACGGGAUGGAGUGAGUGAGCGGCGCCCAGCCGGAAGUGGGGCCUCACAGGCAGGCAGGCAGGCAGGCAGGCCGGCGGGCAGGCAGCCAUGGGGACCCGCGUCAAGCAAAACCCGGAGACGACGUUUGAAGUCUACGCCGAAGUGACCUAUCCGGUGACAACAGGCACAGAUCCUGAGGUGCGGAGGCAAUUCCCGGAGGACUACAGUGACCAGGAAAUUCUACAGACGCUGACCAAGUUCUGCUUCCCUUUCUAUGUGGACAGCAUCACGGUCGGCCAAGUGGGCCAGAACUUCACUUUUGUGCUGACAGACAUUGACAGCAAGCAGAGGUUUGGGUUCUGCCGCUUAUCUUCCGGGGCCAAGACCUGCUUCUGCAUCUUAAGUUACCUCCCUUGGUUUGAAGUCUUCUAUAAACAGCUCAACAUCUUGGCAGACUAUACAGCCAAAGGCCAGGACAGCCAGUGGUAUGAACUUCUCGAGACUCUCUACAAACUGCCCAUCCCUCAGCCUGGCUCUUCUGUCCAUCUCAGCGUGCACUCUUAUUUUACUGUGCCUGACAUCAGAGAACUUCCCAGCAUACCUGAAAAUAGAAACCUGACGGAGUAUUUUGUGGCUGUGGAUGUGAACAACAUGCUGCACCUCUAUGCCAGUAUGCUGUAUGAGCGGCGCAUCCUCAUCUGCUGCAGUAAGCUGAGCACUUUAACGGCCUGCAUCCACGGCUCCGCAGCGAUGCUUUACCCCAUGUUUUGGCAACACGUUUACAUCCCUGUCCUGCCCCCGCACCUCUUGGACUACUGCUGCGCUCCCAUGCCCUACCUCAUCGGAAUCCAUUUAAGCCUCAUGGAGAAAGUUAGAACGAUGGCCCUGGAAGACGUGGUCAUCCUUAACGUGGACACGAAUACACUGGAAACGCCGUUUGAUGAUCUUCAGAGCCUCCCGAAUGACGUGGUGUCUGCACUGAAGAGCAGGUUGAAGAAGGUCUCCAUGACCACAGGAGACGGCGUGGCCAGAGCGUUCCUGAAGGCCCAGGCGGCUUUCUUUGGGAGCUACAGAAGUGCAUUGAAGAUUGAGCCCGGAGAACCAAUCACCUUCUGCGAAGAAACCUUUGCCUCCCACCGCUCCGCCACCAUGCGACAGUUCCUGCAGAAUGCCAUCCAGCUGCAGCUCUUCAAGCAGUUUAUUGAUGGCCGCCUCGAUCUCCUCAACUCUGGAGAAGGCUUCAGCGAUGUCUUUGAGGAAGAGAUCAACAUGAGCGAAUAUGCCGGUAGCGAUAAGCUGUACCACCAGUGGCUGUCGACAGUGAGGAAAGGAAGCGGUGCCAUUUUGAAUACGGUCAAGACCAAGGCCAACCCCGCCAUGAAGACUGUCUACAAGUUUGCGAAAGAUCACGCAAGAAUGGGGAUAAAGGAGGUGAAAAACCGCUUGAAGCAAAAGGACAUCGCCGAGAACGGUUGCGCCACGGUUCCAGAAGACUCCCUGCCUCAGACCGCUCCUUCCCCGCCGGAGGACAAGAGAGACCCGAAGCUCCGAGAAGACCGCCGGCCGAUCACGGUGCACUUUGGACAGCAAAGCACCCGGCCGGAAAGACCGCCUCCACCCAAGAUCCACCGCUCCUCCAGGCCUGUCCGGCCUCCCAGGCCCCACGUCUCCAGGAGGCCCAAGAGCAACGUUCCUCUGGAUGGGCGAAGGACGUCGGUCUCCAGCCCAGAACACCUGGUCAAGCCCACCCGCCACUAUACGGUCUUUCUCUCGGAGGACUCUUCCGGCGACGAGUUUCCCCAGGAAGACGAUCCCGGCUCUGCCUUCUCUGACAGCUUCCUCUUCUCCGCUCCCUUUGAAUGGCCGCAGCCGUACCGUACGUUGAAGGAGUCGGACAGCGCCGAGGGAGAGGAAGGUGCCAUCCCCGCGAGGCCCCGCGCCCACCCUCCCACGCCAGACAGCCCUGCCGAAAUCAGCCUCUUGGAGAGCCUUUUUUCAGGCCUGGAUGUCGAAGCGCAGCCCCAGAUCCUCAGCCAGGCUAAAAGCUUGGAGGACUUGAGGAUUCCCAAAGAGGAAGAGGAUCGUCUCUCUACCUUCGACUACCAGAGAAUGGAUCCCAGCGUCUCCGAGAAGCUCUGGGUUGCCCCGGGGAUGAAGCCCCCCCACCCCUACAAGCAGCUGUGGGGCUUGGGCCACGACGACAUGGCCAUUCCCACCCGGUAUGCCCAGAGCUCCCCCGAGAGGUCCCUGGCGCCCCUGGGGAAGGCGCCCCCGGUCCCACAGAGGCCGCGCAGCAGGGACGGCAUCCUGGAGCUCGCCGAGAAGGACGCCGGCGGCUCCCCUUCCCCUUCCUCGCAAGGGAGCAUCACCAUCCCACGGCCGCAGGGCAGGAAGACACCGGAGGUGGGCAUUGUCCCCCCGCCGCCUGUGCCCAGGCCCCCCAAGCAGCUGGCAGUUCCGGAUACGGCGACCUCUCUCUCGGGUCGCCACGAGCUGGCCUCGGAGCAUGCCCAAGAGGUGUUUGCAGCCAGAAACGUCCCUCUUGAUUCCAAAUUUGCUGGGUUCGCUGCUCCCCAUCCGCAGCUUUUCGGCAGUGCAGGGAGCGCGACUGAAAUGCUCCAGCCGGUCAGGGUGACUGUGGAGGGUGCCGACAGCGACGACGACUUCCUCCUGACCCUCCUCGACCCCUUGAAAGGAGGGGAGACCAGAAACCUUCUGGGGCCGUUGCCCCCCAGCCCAGCGCUGGGCUUCCCCCCCACCGCAGGGGACCUCAUGCCCCCGACGCCCGCGCUGUUUGGCCAGCAUUUGGGCUGCCCCCUUGCCACGCCUCCCUUCGGCCAGCCUUCUCUCAACCCGUUCAUGCAGGCGGUGCCCUUGUCCCUCUCCAGGCCGGCCGGCAGCCCCUUUGCGCCUUCGCUGGGCCACGCCUACAGCUCCAGCUUCAUCACCUCCACCUCGACCUUCUACCAACCCCAGAGGCCUCCUCCGAACCCCCUGGCGCUCUCCAUGCCCAACCUCUUUGCCCAGUCCCCAGUGGCACCGGCUCCUCCCCAGAGCGCCACCCCACAACCGGCACAGCUUCCGGGCCCUUCCAAAAUCCGGACACUGCCCCUGGCCGGUUCAGCCUCCAAAGCAGAGGCCAGGGUCCGGCCGGCGGAGCGGCCCGUCGACCUCCCGCUGCCUCCGCUCAAGGCCAGAGCGGCCGAACCAGCACCGCACCCGCCCAGGCCUCAGGUCAAGGACCCCUUUGAAGACCUGCUCAUGAAGACCAAGCAGGAGGUCUCAGCCACGCCGGGGAAAGUGGAGCAGCUGAGGCGGCAGUGGGAGACCUUCGAGUGACUCGCCUGGCGGGCGGCUGCCAGGAUUCCUUCCCAGGUUGCGCACUGAGCCGAGGCAGAGCCACCACAUUCCACGGGCAUGGAAGGGUCGCCGGGCGGGAGCCCUCGCCCCUUGGUCAGCGGCGGUGCUGUUGGCACUGUGUCCUGAUCCAGAGCAUAUCCGGGGAAUCCGCACCGGUUCCCUUCCCAAAGUCACCCCUGCCCGGUCGCCCAAAGACGGCUCGGGUAUGGACGCAGAGGUCAUGAGCCCCUUCCCCUCCUCACCCAAAUUCCUGCAUCAGAGAGGUCAGUUGCUCACUGCCACUCUGUUUGUUUCUGCAAUCAUGGUCCACUUCCCCACUUGCUUUUUCACCAGUGGGAUCAGUAUUGAAUUUAAGUAUUUUUUCUUGUGUUUUCACCGGCUGCAAUUCUUUAUUUUUAUUUUUAUUUUGCUUUCUCAAGGAAAUACCGCACACAGGCCCAUCUCUUUGGGUCGAGUUAAUCACUGGGCUUUUUGAACUGAAUCUUUUUUGUUACGGAGUUUUUUUUUGUGUGUUCAUGCAAGUGGGUUAUCUAUGUUACUGGAUAUCCAGUGCUUCUGAACUCUCUCUCUCUCUCCAAAUUUUGCACUCAACGAAGGACCUCUCGCCCUAAGGAAACCCAGUUUCAGUAUUUGUCCCGCGGCACCAGGAAAGGGCCACAGGGCCCGUCAUAUCCGCCAGGGAAACGGAAUCACCAGCAGUGGUCCUUUGGAAGAGCAAGGCUCUCCAUGCCCUUCUCAUGGUUCCCUCAACUCUCCCAUAAUGGUGUAUGUGUAUGUAUAUAAAUCAAUAUAUACAUAUCUAUAUAUACGCACUAAUAGGUCACAGUACAACAACUACAUGUAAUAGUACCUUAUUUUAUUACCAAAAAUGAUAGAAGACCAACGGGUGCCCUCCGUAAUCCGCUUCACACGCAACACAUUGGCAAUGGUGGAUGUUCGGAGGAUCCGAUCAGCGAAAACACGGAUACAAAGACUGUCCGAAAGCCACGAGAUGCAGCAAAGCCAGGAUGGCAAGGGUGUGGGUCUUUCAAAGGGGGUUCCAAGCUGGGUUUGGAUGGGCGGCCUUUGGCAUUGGGCACUGAUGAGCUGAAAGAAGCCGACCCAGAUCCAGAGCAGGCAUAGGCAAACUUCAGCCCUCCCUCUAGGUGUUUUGGACUUUGACUCCCGUGACGUGGGUAUGCAGAUGAUCCCUUGAUCGAAGUGACCAAUUCCAAGAGGACAAAGCCCUCUGGGAGUUUUGGACGCCCAUAACAUGGGUAUGCAGAUUAUCCUUGAUUGAAGUGUCCAAUUCCACAAGGACAAAGGCAUGGACAUGUUAUGGGCAUCCUCGGAGAGUUUUGGGCACCCAUAACAUGGGUAUGCAGAUGAUCCCUUGAUCAAAGUAUCCAAUUCCACGGGGACAAAGGCAUGGACAUGUUAUGGGCGUCAUCUGGGAAUUUUGGGCGCCCAUAACGUGGGUAUGCAGAUGAUCCUUGAUUGAAAUGUCAAAUUCCAAGAGAACAAACGCAUGGACAAACUUCAUCCGACCAGGAGUUUUGGGCGCCCAUAACGUGGGUAUGCAGAUGAUCCCUUGAUUGAAGUGUCCAAUUCCAAGAGGAUAAAGGCAUGGACAUGUUAUGGGCGUCAUCCAGGAGUUUUGGGCRCCCAUAACGUGGGUAUGCAGAUGAUCCCUUGAUUGAAGUGUCCAAUUYCAMRAGGAYAAAGGCAUGGACAUGUUAUGGGYGUCAUCCAGGAGUUUUGGGCGCCCAUAAGGUGGGUAUGCAGAUGAUCCCUCGAUUGAAGUGUCCAAUUUCACAAGGACAAAGGCAUGGACAUGUUAUGGACAUCCUCCAGGAGUUUUGGGCACCCAUAACGUGGGUAUGCAGAUGAUCCCUUGAUUGUCCAAUUCCAAGAGGACAAAGACAUGGACAAACUUCAGCCGUCCGGGAGUUUUGGGCACCCAUAACGUGGGUAUGCAUAUGAAUUGGACACUUUGAUUGAAUUGUCCAAUUCCAAGAGGACAAAGGCAUGGACAUGUUAUGGGCAUCCUCCGGGAGUUUUGGGUGCCCAUAAUGCAGAUGAUCCCUUGAUCGAAUAAAAAUACAUCCUGCAUAUGCAGAUGAUCCCUUGAUCGAAGUGUUCAAUUCCAUGAGGACAAAGGCAUGGACAUGUUAUGGACAUCCUCCGGGAGUUUUGGGCGCCCAUAACGUGGGUAUGCAGAUGAUCCCUUGAUUGUCCAGUUCCAAGAGGACAAAGGCAAACUUCAGCCGUCCAGGAGUUUUGGGUGCCCAUAACGUGGGUAUGCAGAUGAUCCCUUGAUUGACUGAAGUGUCCAGUUCCAACACCAUUCCUAACAGCCUCAGGCCCUUUCCUGAGGAAGGGGAAAAGGAAGGGGCCUGAGUCUGUUAGGAAUGGUGGGAGUCGAAGUCCAAAACCCAUGGAGGGAAGGCCCAAGUUUGAAAGGAGAUUGCUCAUCCAUUCCACGAUAGCCUCAAAUGAUUCCAGCCUCUCGGUGGCAUGUUUGCUUACUUCUUGCUUUCUACAACGCUAUAGGUCAAGACUCUUGUUUUAUUUGGUCACUCAAGUUUGGGGUCAACUUGGCUAGUAUUAUUAUUUUUUGUUACAUUUCAAUGGCCAUUGGGCUUCCCAUUGGCCUGCACACUCAAGGCAUCACUUUGCACCCGCCCGCCGCGUGAGAGGCCAGUCCUCCAAUGCUACCUCCUUUUCGUUUCCACCGGGUUUUUGGGGUUGUUUUGGCUGCUUCUUCUUUCCGUGGUGUCUCCGUCCUCCUUGCUUCGGCCUGUACACUGCGAAGGACACCCGCGAUUCCGCCGGACGCCGACCGUCAAAGGGCACCGCUUGGCACCGCGUCCGCGUAGUCGCGCGGCUGCCAAGUACGGUUGCUUUUACGAGGCGCCCGCUCUGUUUUGUAUUCUCUCUUUUUUGCUGGGAAAAAAAGAUGUCUUUUGAUAUUGCCUAAUUCUGAAAUAGUAAAAUAUUUGAAGUCCAA